UGCCCAGGGAACAACAUCACUGAGCAGGCAAUGGACCAGAGGCGACAUAGUGGAGGUCAGUGGAUGGGGAAAAGUCCUGGGGGACAACAAUGUUAACCACAAACAGAAACAGACAGUCGAACAAAAAACAACAUCCAAACUUAGUCUCCAUGACAACAGACUGGCUGUGAUCAGGACGAGGCGUAGAUUUAGUCGACGGGGAGGUGUCCGUAUGCAGGGGGAGAGAACAGACACUGACUCAGCUAGCGAUGCUCCGUCCUGCUCCUAUAGUUGUGAUUCAGAGAGACUGAUGGCGCCUCAGGUUAACCCCCUAACAGGUGCUGCCUUCAGCCUGCCUUCUAUGGGAUCUAUCAAAUGGAACAUGGACCCUGCAACAACACAGACACUUCCUGGCCUUCAUCCUCCUCACACUCUCCUUAUGUUAAACCAGACCUCAGAAAAUGUCGGUGUCUCAACACUAAAUGGCUGCACAAGCCCAUUGACAGUAGUAGAGAUGGAAUCAGUAACGUUGUAAGCGUCAAAGUGAAGCGCUUCAGUUUUCCCAAACAGAUGGAGAUCUACCAGAGGAUGCACACGGUGGAGAAACCCUUCGGCUGCCACCUGUGCCGGGCCAGUUUCUCCCACCAGUCCAACCUGAAGAGGCACCAGAGGGUUCACACAGGAGAGAAAUCCUACAGCUGCCCCCAGUGUGAGAAGAGGUUCUGAAGGAACCUGAAGGUCUACACGGGACAUGCACGCACUGCGGGAAGAGGUUCUCAGAAAGGAGCUACCUCAGGAUACACCAGCAGAAAAUGCACACGGCCCAUGUGUAUUGUGACAUGUAAUGUAGUACUAGUUAGUUUGUAGUUAAUUCUGUUGAUUUUGGCUGUACUGGACUGAACUGAGGAAAGAAUUAGUAUGAGGCAGAGUAGAUAUGGUGAUGGUUGGUUCGGUGGUGCCUGUAAAAAUGCUGAUAUGUUGAAACUAGUGUCAGUGCUGGAAAAAGUACCCAAAUGUCAUACUUUAGUAAAAGUGAAGAUACCUUAAUUGAAAAUGACUCAAGUAAAAGUGAAAGUCACCCAGUAAAAUACUACUUGAGUAAAAGUAUAAAGGCAUUUGGUUUUAAAUACACUUAAGUAUUAAAAGUAAAUGUACAGGGCCUCCUGAGUGGCGCAGCGGUCUAAGGCACUGCAUCAGCGUGCUAGAUGCGUCACUACAAACCCGGGUUCGAACCCAGACUGUAUCACAACCGGCCGUGAUCGGGAGUCCCAUAGGGCGGCGCACAAUUGGCCCAGCGGGUCAUGUUUCAGAGGAUGCAUGACUCGACCUUUGUCUCCCGAGCCCGUUGGGGAGUUGCAGCAAUGAGACAAGAUCCAAUUGUGCAUUUAUGUUCAGUGUGUCCACCAGAUCAGAGGCAGUAGGGAUGACCAGGGAUGUUCUCUUGAUAAGUGCGUGAGGAACAUUUUCCUGUCCUGCUAAGCAUUCAAAAUGUAAGUACUUUUGGGUGUCAGGGAAAAUGUAUGGAGUAAAAAGUACAUUAUUUUCUUUAGGAAUGUAGUGAAGUAAAAGUUGUCCAAAAUAUGAAUAGUAAAGUAUAGAUGCCCCAAAAAACGACUUCAA
This is a messenger RNA of Salvelinus fontinalis (brook trout), 1599 nucleotides long. RefSeq names its product zinc finger protein 271-like. Gene Ontology annotation, biological process: regulation of transcription by RNA polymerase II. The record is from RefSeq and is a predicted model, not a curated record. The coding region runs from base 355 to 705 and encodes 116 amino acids. Gene Ontology annotation, molecular function: DNA-binding transcription factor activity, RNA polymerase II-specific; RNA polymerase II cis-regulatory region sequence-specific DNA binding. The transcript has a single exon. NCBI's taxonomy places the organism in Eukaryota, Metazoa, Chordata, Actinopteri, Salmoniformes, Salmonidae.